Molecule: messenger RNA, 1626 nt
Organism: Talaromyces amestolkiae
Lineage: Eukaryota; Fungi; Ascomycota; Eurotiomycetes; Eurotiales; Trichocomaceae
Exons: 1
Coding region: 1-1626 (541 amino acids)
Biological process (GO): threonyl-tRNA aminoacylation
Cellular component (GO): cytoplasm
Molecular function (GO): ATP binding; threonine-tRNA ligase activity
Source: RefSeq, a predicted model, not a curated record
AUGCGCCCUACAUCCUUUCUCUGCCGUAGGCAGCAUCUCAGAAUCAAUAUAUUGCGGCCUAGAGCUCGGAUAUUACCAGAUGCAGCCUCUAUCCGUCAUUGUUCAUGUCAUGCCAGUCCUUUGACUCCGAAACGACCUGCUUCCUCCGCACCCUCCUCGUUGAACCGACCCAAGAGCACAGAUGCGUCAAACAUACACUCUAACACACCUGCGGCAGACCACCGUAUACUCGGCACGGCACAAGAACUCUUCACAUCCUCUCCUUAUAGCCCCGGAUCACCUCUAUUUCUACCGAACGGUACACACAUAAUCAACAAGCUAAUCGACUUUCUCCGCGCGCAAUAUCGACAAUAUGGAUUCCGCGAGGUCCUCACCCCGAAUAUCUAUAAAAAGUCGCUAUGGGAAAUAUCCGGGCACUGGCAGAAUUACAAGGAUGAUAUGUACGAGGUACGAGGUCGGGGAGCAACUGGUGUAACAGAAGGUGAAUUGGGCGAGGAUGAACAAUAUGGAUUGAAACCGAUGAAUUGUCCCGGGCACUGUUUACUAUUCAAAUCGCAAAACCAUUCCUUUCGUGAUCUACCGGUACGCUACGCAGAUUUCAGUCCUCUACACCGCAAUGAGAUCUCCGGUUCUUUGAGCGGGCUUACCCGAGUGCGGCGGUUCCACCAAGACGAUGGCCACAUAUUCUGUCGGCCGCAACAGAUCGGAAAGGAAAUUGAUCUAGCAUUAGCGUUUGUGAAUAUGGUUAUGAAGACGUUUGGACUGCCCAAGUACAAUCUUGUUUUGUCGACUCGCCCCGAAAAGGAUUUUAUUGGAAGUCUGGAGCUAUGGGACAGUGCCGAGGAUCAAUUGCGGCAAGCAUUAGAUAAAAGCGGUCUCCCAUGGGAGUUGAAUGAGGGCGAUGGUGCAUUCUACGGGCCGAAGAUUGAUAUUCAAUUGCAAGAUUCGGAUGGAAAAUACCAUCAGUUGUCCACCAUUCAGCUUGACCUCAAUCUUCCUCAGCGAUUCGAGCUUGAAUAUCAGGUUGCAGAGGGGGAGCCCGAUUAUGACCCAAAUACACCUGGGAAAGCCACACCUGUCUUGAUUCAUCGAGCUAUCUUUGGCUCAUUGGAGCGUUUCUUGGCACUUUUGAUUGAGCAGUAUGCUGGCCGAUGGCCGUUCUGGCUUUCUCCACGGCAGGGCAUUAUCCUUACUGUGCAGAAUGACGAGCCAGUAUUGCGUCUAGCUGAAGAAGCGGCCGCGAAACUCUCCGGAUACGACACGAUUGUACCGAGACUACACUCGGAAGAUGCGGAUUUGCAACAACCAGCGCCUCUCACACCUGAUCCGACAUUCCUCAUUGACAUUGACAGCAGCAGCCGGUCGUUAUCCAAGAAGAUCCAACGUGCCAAGUCAAUGAAGUACAACCUGAUUUUUGUUGUAGGAUCAAAAAAUCUUGCAGAUCAAACUAUUGAUGUCGACAUCUCCGGCCAGCUUCAGGGCAGCACCGAGGAUAAUGCAUCGAAGUUCCAAAGUGUCCUAACGGAGGUCGUCGGAGCUUCAUCUCAGGGCAACUCGAGGGCGCUGAAAAUGAAGAUUGACGACGUCCGCGACCUUCUGCUUGAGAUGGAACGGAAGUUUGUAUGA